Messenger RNA from Trichomonas vaginalis G3, 312 nucleotides. RefSeq lists its product as uncharacterized. The record is from RefSeq and is a predicted model, not a curated record. The transcript has a single exon. Bases 1 to 312 code for a protein of 103 amino acids. Lineage: Eukaryota; Parabasalia; Trichomonadida; Trichomonadidae.
AUGCUCAGAUUAUCCUCAAACUCCUCAGAUUAUCCUCAGACUACUCCUCAAACUCCUCAGUCUAAUCUUCAGACUCCUCUUCAGAUUAUCCUCAAACCCCUCAGACUACUCCUCAAACUACUCCUCAAACUACUCCUCAGUCUAAUCCUCAGACUCCUCCUCAGAUUAUCCUCAAACUCCUCAGAUUAUCCUCAAACUCCUCAGAUUAUCCUCAAACUCCUCAGAUUAUCCUCAGACUACUCCUCAAACUCCUCAGAUUAUCCUCAAACUCCUCAGACUACUCCUCAAACUCCUCAAAUUAUCCUCAGAUAA